UCUCUCUCUCUCUCUCUCUCUCUCUCUCUCUCACUCUGCGCUGUGUCUCCCCUCGGCCUAUAUACCAAAAGCAUAUGCGCUCGUUUGCUACAGCGAAGCAAGCGGUGCCUCAAUCCUUUUAUUCGAAAGUUGUCUUUUUUGGUCGUCUCUUCCUUCUCUCCCCCCUUGCAAGAUGAGCCGACAUCCGACUACAAAAUGGGCCCAAAGAUCUGACAAGGUGUAUAUAAUCAUUGAACUGCCAGAUGCCAAGGAUGUGAAGUUCACAUUACAGCCAGAUGGUCGUUUCUACUUCUCUGCAACCAGUGGAGCAGAAAAUAUUCCAUAUGAACUUGAUUUUGAGUUGUUUGACAAGGUUAAUGUUGAUGAGAGUAAAGCUGCCGUCGGGCUUCGGACUAUAUGCUACCUCGUCAAAAAAGCUGAGAAGAAGUGGUGGAGUAGGCUGUUGAAGACGGCAGGGAAGCCUCCGGUCUAUUUGAAAGUUGAUUGGGACAAAUGGAUCGAUGAAGAUGAAGACGACGAGAAGGAAAAGAAAUUUGGAGGCAUGGACUUUGAUGACAUGGAUUUCUCGAAACUGGAUAUGAAUGGUGCCGACGAUGAGCCUGAUGAUGCAGAUGAAGAUGAUGCCGAUAUGGAAGGGGCUGAGGCCAAGGCAGAAGAUGGUGGUGGAAAGGUGGAGAAUGCCCAUGUUGCAUCUACAAGUGAACCUUAAGCCAAAGCAUGACGACCUCUGCUUUUGUAAGACUUCUCAAUACUUCUUGUUAACAUAUUCGGCGAGCUAGGUUUUUGUUUAGGUCAUGUCUGUUUGUUGGUACUUCUCCUUAAAGUUUCAUGCUGUGGAAGACGUUGACUUUCUGUUAAACGUAGUUGACAAGCUACAUUUUUGCA
This is a messenger RNA of Musa acuminata AAA Group (dessert banana), 885 nucleotides long. Its product is annotated as co-chaperone protein p23-1-like. The record is from RefSeq and is a predicted model, not a curated record. Gene Ontology annotation, cellular component: nucleus; cytosol. Gene Ontology annotation, biological process: chaperone-mediated protein complex assembly; protein folding. Gene Ontology annotation, molecular function: Hsp90 protein binding; protein-folding chaperone binding. The transcript has 6 exons. The coding region runs from base 173 to 709 and encodes 178 amino acids. Lineage: Eukaryota; Viridiplantae; Streptophyta; Magnoliopsida; Zingiberales; Musaceae.